Molecule: messenger RNA, 1050 nt
Organism: Letharia columbiana
Lineage: Eukaryota; Fungi; Ascomycota; Lecanoromycetes; Lecanorales; Parmeliaceae
Exons: 1
Coding region: 1-1050 (349 amino acids)
Biological process (GO): D-ribose metabolic process
Molecular function (GO): ribokinase activity
Source: RefSeq, a predicted model, not a curated record
AUGCCAACACGAAAUAUCACGAUAAUCGGCUCCCUCAACACUGAUCUAAUCACACGCACAUCCCGCGUCCCAGCAGCAGGAGAGACUCUGAUCACCUCGUCGUACGACACGGGCUGUGGAGGAAAAGGUGCCAACCAAGCAGUAGCCUGUGCUAGACUCUCUCGCGAGAAAGGCUCAGAGGUUAAGGAAGCGGGAUGCACCAUCAACAUGAUCGGCGCCGUUGGCGACGACAUGUUUGGACGUGACUUGAUUAAUGGGUUGGUCAGCAAUGGUAUUGAUGUUGAUGGUGUCAGAGUGAAAGAUGGCGAGAAGAGCGGUGUGGCUGUCAUCAUUGUUGAAGAGGAGAGUGGGGAGAACAGGAUUUUGAUGAGUCCGAAUGCGAAUUAUGCUUUGAGGCCAUCGGACUUCAAAAGUCUACCAGACCCUUUGCCAGAUUUGAUUAUCUUACAGCUUGAGAUACCGUUGAUUACGGUGCUACACAUCUUGAAGCUUGCUCGGGAGAAAAAUGUGGAGGUACUGCUGAAUCCUGCACCAGCCGUGAAGCUGCCGCAAGAAGCCUACUCAGCGGUCAACCAUUUAAUCGUCAACGAAACAGAAGCUAGCAUCAUUACAAGUACUACGGGGCAAAACAACUCCUGGGCACUCUGGGGCGAGCACAUACAGCGGCUUAUUGAUCUGGGAGUCCGCCAUGUCCUUGUCACUCUUGGAGCCGAAGGAGUAAUCUACCUAGAUACUGGAAUACAACGGGUCCUGCAAGCCCCAGGAGAGAAGGUGACAGUGAUAGAUAGCACUGGCGCUGGAGAUACUUUUGUGGGCGCUUAUGCGGGUAUGCUGGCAAAAAGUGGGAGGGGUUCCAGAGAUUUCACCUGUAUGAUGGAGCUGGUGGAUUUCGCAAAUAGAGCCGCAGCGAAGACAGUACAAAAAGGAGGCGUUCAGAGUGCCAUUCCAUGGCGGAAUGAGGUCUCAUUAGAGAACACUCUGGCUUUUGCAGGAUCGGGGAUCAGCUUUGACGAAUGGAAGAAGGGUGUAGACCCGGCAUUCAAAAAAUAG